Molecule: messenger RNA, 588 nt
Organism: Lactuca saligna
Lineage: Eukaryota; Viridiplantae; Streptophyta; Magnoliopsida; Asterales; Asteraceae
Source: the annotation of a GenBank genome assembly
AUGGUCAAUGGACACUCAGGCAGAAAGCACAUCACACGGAUCGGGAUCCUCAGCAUGCAUCACCGUCCAUUUUAUUCACAAUCAAACGGCUCCAAUUAUCUCACAGCAUUUCAUCCGCCACCACUCGCUCCAUCGCCACUAACUCAAAACUUUCAAAUCCUGCCCUUCUUCAAAACCCACAUCUAUAAACUCCCACAUCAUUCAUCAACAAACUCAUCUCACUCCUCACUCGAUCAGAACACAAAUUCAGCAUCUCACCUUGAGCUAGUUUCAACAAUGUCGGGACGUGGAAAGGGAGGCAAGGGACUCGGAAAGGGAGGAGCAAAGCGACACAGGAAGGUUCUUCGUGAUAACAUCCAGGGAAUCACCAAACCCGCCAUCCGAAGAUUGGCUCGUCGAGGAGGUGUCAAGCGUAUCAGCGGCUUGAUCUAUGAAGAGACUCGUGGUGUUCUCAAGAUCUUUCUUGAGAACGUCAUCAGAGAUGCUGUAACCUACACCGAACACGCUCGCCGCAAAACUGUUACUGCGAUGGAUGUCGUCUAUGCGUUGAAACGACAGGGCCGUACCCUAUAUGGGUUUGGUGGUUAG